AAUAGAUUAAAGGCUAAUCCGUUCCUCGAUCUAAACAUUAGGGCCGAAAAUGCCCCUUCUCCCUAUUAAUUUCGCUUUAGCGAGCCGGCAAAUAUCUGGUUCUGUGGUCGAGUGUGGAGAAAUCGACAAAUUGAAAUCCCAAAGCCUGUUUCUCCGCAGAUUCUUUUCCCCUUCUUAACCUUUUCUCCUUUAUAUCUGAAUCGUUGCAACUACGGCCAUAGCUUGUCUUCUCUAAUUCUCUUUCCCUAACCUGAUAUUACAAUGACUAUCAGCCGACCUUAGUCAUUUCUUGGAGGGAGGUACCUUGGAAAUGCUUGGAAUGUGGAAGUCUCCUAUCAUCCAAUGAAGCCCGGAUCUCAGUUAGAUAUUGUCAUUGGAUAAUCCUUGUUAGGUGGUUCGUCUUCAUCUUCCUUCAGUGGGCUGUUCAAUGGAAUCUAUACAUCAGCCUAUCAUUCCUGGAUUGCCAGAUGACCUGGCCUUGCGAUGCCUAGCAAAGUUGUCCCAUGGGCACCAUGGACUGCUUGAAACAGUCUCAAAGAGGUGGAGAAAUUUAAUUCGCAGCUUAGACUAUGGACACUACAAAUCUAGAGAAGGAUGGUGUGGGAAUUGGCUGUUUGUACUUACUGAACAAUCCAAGAACCAGUGGGUGGCCUAUGAUCCUGAAGCUGAUAGGUGGCAUCCUCUACCAAAUUCUUCAGAGGAUUAUGCUGGUUGGCAACACUUCGGGUUUUCUUGUGUUUGUGUUUCUAAUCGGCUCCUAGUGAUUGGUGGAUCCUAUAUGCCCAAUGAUUCUUCACUACCUCAUCAAAAGCCUUUGAUAACUGAUCAGGUGUUGCAGUUUGAUCCAUUUAAGAAAGAAUGGAAAAGCAUGGCAAGAAUGCGAACACCGCGUUCUCAUUUUGCAUGCAGUGUUAUCUCCGGUAAGGUUUAUGUUGCUGGGGGACGCAACUUAUCUUGCACCAGAGGGCUUGCCCUUGCUGAGGUUUAUGAUCCACUGCUAGAUAAAAAUUGCAGAUGGGACGAAUUGCCACCAAUGCCGAACCCACAGACGGAUUGCUUAGGUUUAUCAUACAAAGGCAAACUUCACGUAUUGAGUGACCAGGUAGGCCUUUCAGACAUGAAUGCGUCUCAAGUUUUUGAGCCAUCAAAGGAAUCAUGGUGCAUAGUGAAGGACAUUUGGCCUUUCUCAAGGGCGAUGCAAUUCUCAGUUCAGGUCAUGGGUGAUGGUCAAGUAUAUACUGUUGUUGACUGGGGUGAAAGCUUGAUUAAAACAAGAGAUUCUGAAAAAGGAGAAUGGUAUAAUGUUGGUGCAGUUCCUUCAGUCAUUCUUCACAACCACACAAGGGCACUGGAAGCCUUUGGUUAUGGAUUUGCUACUUUGAGAGAGGAAUUAUUUGUUUUGGGUGGAAAGGUUCUCAAGUGGGAAGAAGCAGGAAAUGGGAGAUUUGACAUUGUGAGAUUGGAUUUGGUGAGGGUUUGCAAUCCCAUAGUCAGACCAUUAAAUUGGAAAGAAGCUAGACCAAUGUGCAGGCCAGCACGGGGCUCCAUACUGGGAUGUGCAUCUUUGGAGGAGUGAUGUUGUUUCUUAUCAGGAUACUGUUGGCUUAUUUCCCCAACUUUUGGACCAUUUCUAUCAGGUGCACAUGAUGAUUAUGACAUUAUAGUGCAGUUUGGCGGUGCUGUGGUAGCUGGUUCUUGUCUUCUACUACUACUGCUACUACUAUUAUUAUUGUUUGUAGCUGCUUCUUCGGAAUCUAACUGUUGGAGAACCAGAGCAAAGCCUGUUUUCUUCACAAAUGAUUUCUGUCGUCGUCAAGCACAUGGCUUUCCCAUCAUUGUUGCAGCUCGCUGUCUCCUUGCAAGUCAAGUAAAAAUGUUAUCAAGUAGGUAUUCCAUGCGCAUCAUGUGAAUAUAAUGUUAGCUAUAACUGAGGGACUGUUGCAUCUCGAUGAAUAGAAUUCUUGGGCCAUCUUAGCCUUUGAACCACCCCGAAAGCAACUUUGUGCUGAACUCUCAAAAUGAGGUGUGCAAUAAUGAACAGUAGUUGGGAGGAAAAUGUCCAUGAAGGGAUCUUUUCUCUUUUAUAUACAAUCUGCUGAACUCUCAAAAUGAGGUGUGAAAUAAUGAACAGUAGUUGGGGGGAAAAUGUCCAUUAAGAGAUCUUUUCUCUUUUAUGCACAAUGAAUUCCCAUCCCAGAUAUUCUCUUUGGACCUAAAUACAUUUCUUAUUUAAAACAGAA
Ricinus communis (castor bean) is the source of this 2240-nucleotide messenger RNA. RefSeq names its product F-box/kelch-repeat protein At1g16250. Lineage: Eukaryota; Viridiplantae; Streptophyta; Magnoliopsida; Malpighiales; Euphorbiaceae. The record is from RefSeq and is a predicted model, not a curated record. Bases 428 to 1576 code for a protein of 382 amino acids. Gene Ontology annotation, molecular function: protein binding. The transcript has 6 exons.